Portunus trituberculatus (swimming crab) is the source of this 2801-nucleotide messenger RNA. RefSeq names its product lysyl oxidase homolog 2B-like (gene Loxl2). The record is from RefSeq and is a predicted model, not a curated record. Gene Ontology annotation, cellular component: membrane. Bases 425 to 2026 code for a protein of 533 amino acids. The transcript is spliced from 9 exons. Gene Ontology annotation, biological process: peptidyl-lysine oxidation. Gene Ontology annotation, molecular function: copper ion binding; protein-lysine 6-oxidase activity. NCBI's taxonomy places the organism in Eukaryota, Metazoa, Arthropoda, Malacostraca, Decapoda, Portunidae.
CAAAGCGGAAAUUAUACAAGCGUUGCUCCAGUACGACACUCUCCGCCGGGUAGGAGGGCGGGUCGAGGGGUCAGGUGUCCGGCGGGCACUCAGCCUGCCGGUCAGCGACUCACAGUGCCUCCAGGCCCGGCACAGUGCAAGGCGGCCCCACUUACGCUGUGCACUGCCUUGCCCAGUGUAGUCACCUGCACGCCGCGAGACUCUUUAGACUGUCAAUCUGAUCAAUCAAACCUGGAUGAGAAUGGGAUUUCGAAUGUGAGAGAGUAAUAAGAUCACAGUGUUGAAUAAUAUAGGAACACAAUUGUCGCAGUGAAAGUUACAUCACGAACAAUCCAUUAUAAAAAGGCACAAAGCGAGAGCCUGAGGUGGACGCGUGCGUUGCAUGACAACUCGCACACACUAGUGACGCGUAGCCUGAGUGACGAUGUCUCCGCUACGGGUACUGGCACUCCUGAUGGUGCUGAUGGUGGUGAUGGUGAUGAUGACGGAGGAGGUUGAGGGAGUACGACGCAGGCGGCGGCGGCGGCGGCCUCGGGGAAAGAGGGUGCGAGUAGAAGGUGGAAAUGGAACCAGGAGGAUACGGCACGCGGCGGGCAGGAGAGCAGAGUUCGUGCGGCGGCGCCUGAGGAAAGCACGAAGGCGCAACGACGAGGGCACGCUGCGGCUGAUAGACGGCCGUGCGGAGUGGGAGGGAAACGUGCAAAUAUUCCACGAGAACCGCUGGGGUAACAUUUGCGACGACGAGUGGGAUGAUCGUGAGGGAGAAAUGGUCUGCAAGGCUUUGGGUUUCCCUGGCCUUGAAAAAGUGACGUACAACGGAGUCUACGGUCAUGCCAGAGACAGGUUCUGGAUGGAUAACCUUUUCUGCAUGGGCACGGAGAAGAACCUGACACAGUGCAAAUUUGACGGCUGGGGCAUCCACGACUGCGAGCGGGACGAAGCAGCUGGGGUGGUUUGCGAGAGUCACUUCGCUUCAUCCACUCAACCGCCCACUCUACCUCCAAGAGAUCAGCCAGUCAUUAUAAAUAAAACCGUAUUAAAACACUCAGUGGAAGGGAAAGUGAAGCUUCGCCUACAGGGAGGACGGACGGAGUUUGAGGGUCGAGUAGAGGUGCAGCUGGCGGGGUCUGAAGAGUGGGGGUUGUUGUGUGGCGAUGGCUGGUCUCUGCUGGAGGGCAUGGUGGUGUGCCGCCAGCUGGGGUAUGGCUAUGCUCAAGGCGCUUUGUCCACAGGCUUCUUUGGGGGAAAUAAGUCAGACAUCAUUAUCAGCGGCAUGAAGUGCACUGGGAAUGAGAAACUGAUAGAGCAGUGUCUCCAUGAUGCUGUGGGGGAGGUCUUCUGCCCUGAUCCAUCUAAUAAUGGGAAUAUCGCAGGAGUCACCUGUGUUCAAAAAAUGGCAGAUUUGGUGCCAGACCACAUGGAAAUGGCUCGGUCAGCUCGCCUGGAAGACAAGCAGCUCUUCUUCCUGCAGUGUGCUAUGGAAGAAAAUUGUUUAGCCACAUCAUCUGCAGAGGUUGAGAGGAGUGGGUAUGGGUGGCACCUCAAUACUCGAAGACUCAUGCGCUUCACUGCCAGGAUAUUCAACCAAGGAGAUGAAGCUUUCAGACCUUUCCUUCCCAAGCAGUACUGGGAGUGGCAUGCCUGUCAUAUGCACUACCACAGCAUGGAAGUGUUUGCUCACUAUGACAUCAUUGAUUCUCAAGGAAACCGAGUAGCAGAAGGACAUAAAGCUUCCUUUUGCUUGGAGGAUAACAACUGUUUGCCAGAUGUGGAGCCUGUGUUCAAGUGUGCCAACUAUGGGGACCAAGGUAUCAGCCCUGGCUGCACUGACACCUAUGCCUAUAAUAUUGACUGCCAGUGGGUUGACAUCACUGACCUCAAGCCAGGCACAUACACAUUUAAGGUUGCUGUCAAUCCAGAAUUCAAAGUAGCAGAGAUGAGCUUCGAUAACAAUGCUGCCAUUUGUGAAUUAAUAUAUGGGGAGACGAGUUUAUGGGUGGGAAACUGCUCACUGGCCCGGCCCUGAUAUGUGAGAGCAACAGCACCACCACCACCUGCCCUCCCUCUGUCCCUCCCACCACUAUUUGGCUUCCAUGACAUUGCUCAUUGAUGCAUUAUUUAUUAGUUAAUUUAUUUAUUUAUUAAAUGGUUAUCAUUCAUUUGUAUAACAAUUGUAUGUCCAUCAAACAUUUCUAUCCAGCAGGAUCAAAUGGUGUGUUAAGAGUGUAUCUUUAACUUUCUUUGUAGCAAUUCAUGUAUCUAUAGGAACUUUUCCUUUAACCCUGUAUUGAUAAGGGAUCAGUCUUCUUAAAACACUAAUUUACUGUCACAAUUUCUUUUAUGAUAAUUCUUCUGCUUGCUGUGAUAUGAGUAAGAAUGAUUUUAACUUGUGUUUAUUCCACACUUUCAGCUGGCAAUAAAUCCAGAGUUUAAGGUUGCAGAGAAGACAUUUGACAACAAUGCUGCUUCAUGUGAAAUGAUCUAUGGUACCCAGAAUGUGUGGAUGGGGAACUGUUCACUUGGCAGACCCUGAUACAGUAUUAAGAUUAAGUAAAUCUUUCAUAUUUUGUACUAAAACAUGUUGUGUGCCUGUUUCCUUGCUGAUGAUGAAACAUCCUUGUAAAGUUACUCAAACACCAAACUCUCAUUAGUUUUAUGAGAUUAGAAUAAUUCUAGUAAAGUCACCAACACAAUGGACUUUUAUUAAUUAAACACACACACACACACACACACACACACACACACACACACACACACACACACACACACACACACACACCGUGUAGUGUAGUGGUUAGCAC